Molecule: messenger RNA, 256 nt
Organism: Aspergillus welwitschiae
Lineage: Eukaryota; Fungi; Ascomycota; Eurotiomycetes; Eurotiales; Aspergillaceae
Exons: 1
Coding region: 15-185 (56 amino acids)
Source: RefSeq, a predicted model, not a curated record
AUCCUUCCGUCGUCAUGAUACGGACGGGAAGCUCAAUCAGUGUGCAGCAUGCUUGCUGCGGAAUGGACAUCUGGUAUGUGGGAAUCCUCCAGCCCUGUAAGCAGGAGUUUGUGUCACCCAUCAUGUACAUAGUAUGUACACAGUUACUCCAUCUGUAUAUACCAAUGUAUAAAGGCGUCCUUUAACUAUUCAUGCUGUGCUCCAUGUCCCAUACUUGAUAGUCAUACCGGGCAACAUCGCUAAGCUUGGUUUAGAC